Cucurbitaria berberidis CBS 394.84 is the source of this 1069-nucleotide messenger RNA. RefSeq lists its product as uncharacterized. Lineage: Eukaryota; Fungi; Ascomycota; Dothideomycetes; Pleosporales; Cucurbitariaceae. The record is from RefSeq and is a predicted model, not a curated record. Bases 64 to 753 code for a protein of 229 amino acids. The transcript has a single exon.
GUUGCUUUUGGAUUCUGUCCUUUGAACUCUACAUUUUGGCCCCUUCUGGCCGAAGGAGUGAUUAUGGUGCUGCUGGGUUCUCUUGGUGACGGAGGCCAAAGGAAGCAAUUCACCCCGAAGGCGAUGUUCGACUGGUACGAAGCAUGUCGUGAAACUAUACCAGGCGUAGGAAGCUUCUCCGGCAUCGAGCCUCUUAAUCACUCGUGGCCUGUACGACAAGGCUUUCGCAAAUGCGAUCCGCGUCCUACUACCUGUCUUCAUUGUGGACUAACACCCCUCAAAAAGUCAAUAUGGUUGAGAACAGAGGCAAAGUAUGUCUGCCCAAGCUGUUGGGAGCGAAGCUUUAAAGGACAAGAGAAGCGGCAGCUAGUGAAGGACUCUGGUCAGGUGAAAUGUGGAAGAACAGCUUGCGAAUGGAAAUUUGGGCCACAUGUCGAUUCAAUCAAGAAAGAGCGUCCAGGAAUAGCACCAAAAGAUGGUAUCAGUGGCACGUGGCUUUGUCAACCCUGCUUUAGCGCGGCAGUAAGAACUGCAAAAGCAUCGGGAACCAUACACGUGAAAGCGAAACGAGGGCUAAGAGCAAAGAGGGCAGGUAUCGCCUGCUGUCAGAAUGUUAAGUGUGAAAGGCUAUUAGGGCAGAACAAGAUGAAGAAUGAAAGACCGGCAGUUCGACCUCGAUCUGGAAUUAGUAAUCUCUGGCUCUGUAUUAAUUGUUUCCGCAAAGCAUGCUGUGGGACUCUCGACACAAAGUAGUUUCUCUCUAAGUAGAUCCUAAAGAUCUCUAGCCAUUCAAGAUACCUUCACUUUCUGAGGGCUCCAUGCUGCACGUUUGGAAUAUGUAAAAAUUGGAUGAAGGCUGCGCUGUGCACUAAAUCAGUUGCGUCUUGCGUACUCGCGAGUGCCUUUCUAUCCAAUUUGUCAACUUACUAGCUAGGGUUAAAGUAUCGCGCAGCUAUAGCGACGAGGCGAAUUAAUUCAUUAGUUACAAUACUAGUCAAUAACAUAGAAGAUAAUGUCACCAGUUAAAGGUGCGCUAUUAAGACCCCCACAAAAGUGAAAUCUCAACCUU